Molecule: messenger RNA, 2644 nt
Organism: Drosophila miranda
Lineage: Eukaryota; Metazoa; Arthropoda; Insecta; Diptera; Drosophilidae
Exons: 8
Coding region: 106-2529 (807 amino acids)
Molecular function (GO): serine-type endopeptidase inhibitor activity
Source: RefSeq, a predicted model, not a curated record
GGCGUUAGUCAGCUCCGUACCGCCAGCCGAACACCUACCACCGAGAGCUGCACUGCUCGAUUCCGUUUCCCAAAUUUAAUUAUAUUUCUAUCUCCUCGUCGAGAAAUGACGCUGGCCGAGGAUAGCAGAAAUCAGUUUUCUCGGGAACUGGUGGAUGCCAUCACAAAGAAUGUUCUCCAGCAGAGUAGCCAGCCAGGCGUCAACACAGUCUUCUCGCCGGCCUCCAUACAGAGCUGUCUGACGCUGGCCUUCAUGGGGGCAUCUGGAUCGACGGCCGAGGAGUUGCGAAAGAGCCUGCACCUGGGCCCGGGCGACAAGGCGCACAUUGCCCGAUCCUUUGGCGAGUUCUGGACAACCAACUGCAACUACGGCGAUAGGGGACCCCUUCUGAAGUCUGUGAACCGCUUGUAUGUGAACGAAACGCUGGAACUGCAGCCGGAGUUCAAUGCGUUUGCCUGGGACUUCUUUAAGUCCAAGGCAGAGCCCGUAAAGUUCUCCGACGCUGUGGCCGUGACGGGGCAGAUCAACUCCUGGGUAAAGGAGCAGACGGAAGACAAAAUCAGAGAGCUGCUGCAGGCCGAUGCGGUCAACCAGGACACGAGUGCGGUGCUCAUCAACGCUCUUUACUUCAAGGGCAAAUGGAAGAAGCCGUUCACUCCCGAGAUCACGGAACAGGACGACUUCUUUUUGAAUUUGCGAGACAGCGUUAAGGUGGACAUGAUGUACCAGGAGGACAAGUUCAAGUACGCCGAGCUGCCCCUCUUGCGAGCACGGGCCGUGCAGCUACCCUACGAGAACUCGAACAUCUCCAUGCUGAUCAUCUUGCCCGACACUACGUGCGGCAUACUAGAUCUGGAGGAGCGAUUGAAGUCGGUGGAUCUGGCCGAUAUUGAGGGGGCCAUGACCUUGGAUGAUGUCGAUAUAGCCUUGCCCAAGCUGACCAUCGAAUUCGAUGUGGAUCUCAAGGACGUACUCAAUCAGCUGGGGAUAUCGGAGGUAUUUGGCAACGAGGCUAAUCUGGACGGACUCUUCACCACAAAGACGGGGCAGAAGAUCUCGGCGGCCAAGCAUCGCGGAUACAUCAGCAUCAACGAGGCAGGGUCUGAGGCAGCGGCCGCGACAUUCAUGAAAAUUGUGCCGAUGAGUCUGAACAUGAGCAAGAAGCUGUUCAAAGUGGACCACCCAUUCGUUUUCUAUAUACGCAGCAGCCAGGCGGUCUUCUUCGCCGGUCGCGUCGUCUCCCCCAGUGAUCUGAAGAGAGAGUCCAUUGCAUCACUGGACACUUCAAGUUCUGCUAAUAUCAGCCAAGAGAGUAAACUCCCGUGUAUAACACGUCUCAGAGCAAACUCCGCUCUAUUCAUAGGCACGCUCAUCGGCGAACAGUUCUUUGGAGGCAAUCAAAUGAGAUUCUACAUGUGCCUUACGCUCUUGGCAGCCUUUGUGGCUUGCCAAGCCUCGGAGGAGAUUUACCAAAUACUGGCCAAAGAUUAUUAUGCCAGCAAGAAUCUCAUCAUCUCCCCCUUCGCCAUCGAUACCAUCCUUAGUCUGGUCUACAUGGGAGCUGCAGGCGCUACCGCCACAGAGCUGCAAAACUACCUGAAAUUAUCGUCAGAGGACAAGCAACUGGUGACCAGCAAGUACAACGAGGUCCUCGACGGCCUCUUCCAGCCACGAGCGGAUAGUCCCACCUUGAAGCUGGCAAACCGCAUUUAUGUCAACGAUCGUUUCCGUUUGAAGGAGGAGUAUAACCAGGUGGUCCGUGACGCCUUUCAUGCUGAUGCACAGAUGUUUAGCGUCGCCGGCGGGGUGGAUCCGACAGAAAGUAUCAACAAGUGGGUACAGGAACAGACGAAUGGCAAGAUCUUGAAUCUUCUGGAGCCCAACAGCCUCAAGCCCGACGUGAUGGCAGUGCUACUGAAUGCCAUCUACUUCAAGGGUGAGUGGCAGUCCAAGUUCGAUGCCAGCAACACUCAGGAGGGCAAUUUCUGGGUGACGGGAGAAGAAACGGUUCCCGUUCAGAUGAUGUCUCAAACGGGUUACUUUAAGGCCCGCUACUUCACCGAUCUCCAGGCACAAGUGAUCGAGCUCCCGUACCUGAACUCCAACCUUUCCAUGUUCCUGUUCCUGCCCAAGGAACGCGAUGGCCUCGGAGCUAUGGAACAGAAAAUCUCUGGCUUCUCUCGGCAAUUGCAUUGUAUGGAGGCUGUUGUGAAGUUGCCUAAGUUCAAAAUAGAGUGCGGCGAAGACCUUAAGGGAACCCUCCAAAAGUUGGGCAUCCGAGAGCUGUUCACCGACGAUUCCGAUCUGAGCGGCCUAUUGGGAGAUAAGGCCAACGGGAAGAUCAGCAAAUUUGCUCACAAAGCGGCUUUGGACGUCAACGAGGAGGGGGCCGAGGCCUCUGCCGCCACAUAUGGAAUGAUCACCAAUCGCUCGAGCUUCACCAUGGUGCUUAGCUUCGAUCAUCCCUUUGCUUUCGUCAUACGGGAUCAGAGAACUAUCUACUUCCAGGGUCAUGUGGUCAGCCCCUGAGUAAUCGUUAUGCUGUAUACGGAUGUCAAAUUAAACGAAAAUAUUAUCAAAACAUAUAAACAACAAGCGGGAUCGCGGCAAGGGCAGCGAUUCUACUUUUAUACCCGGUACUCAG